Messenger RNA from Adelges cooleyi (spruce gall adelgid), 2887 nucleotides. Its product is annotated as zinc finger protein 184-like. NCBI's taxonomy places the organism in Eukaryota, Metazoa, Arthropoda, Insecta, Hemiptera, Adelgidae. The transcript has 4 exons. The record is from RefSeq and is a predicted model, not a curated record. Bases 501 to 2144 code for a protein of 547 amino acids. Gene Ontology annotation, biological process: regulation of transcription by RNA polymerase II. Gene Ontology annotation, molecular function: DNA-binding transcription factor activity, RNA polymerase II-specific; RNA polymerase II transcription regulatory region sequence-specific DNA binding.
GCGCGUUACACGGACUUCUCCUCGUCCUCACCUCCUUUAUGGUCACUGGAUAUGUCGUUCGUUCAACUUUACCCCCCCGAAAAUAACACACCAGGUUUAUGCCGGGCAAACAUCAUUAGAAUUAUUAUUCAUCGACGUUCGAAGACGACAAACGGACUUGGAAAAAUGACUAUAUCAACUGUCACAAAUUUCACAUAAAUGUAUAAUUAUUGACGCGAUAAUUAUACACACAAAUACAGUGUCCGGCAGAGGGAGCUGUAGACGACUCGAUGCGAGCGUAGGUAUGCGCUUAGCCGCGUUUGUUUCGCCGUUUGUUUGUGUCGCGUUUGCCGUUUACUCGGUGUACACCGGCGUUUCGUCCCUUCGACAACCCGGUGCCUGAGUCCGUGAUCCCCACUGAUCGGCCACAACCGCAGACGUCCCGGAGGACGGUGCCGAACGCAGAAAACGCGCAUAUCAGAUAAACAGAACUGGCAGUGAUAAUUGAUGGUAGGAGUGCGAUGGCGGAUGUGCAAAUGGAUAUUUACGAGGACAUGUUGUUCAAAGAGAUCACGAAAAAAAUGUACGGCCAAGACGCUGGACAAGAUGCGUACAAAAUGGUCGAGGAAGGAUUGAGUAUGAUGGACAACGAAACUACCGAGUCUUUUGGAGAAACGUCACAGCCCGAGGAGGACCCUUGGGUGACUAGUGACGAGACAAUAUCGUGGACCACGUCCAAGAUAGCCAGCUACAACGCGGAAAAGAAAUUGUUCAAGUGCCAAGAAUGCGAAUCUAUGGGCCUGCUGUCCAGCGUGGCCGAACAUUGGUUGGGCUCGCACGCUGACGUCAAAGUGUACCAGUGUCCGCAGUGUCCGUACGCGAGCGCGUGGGCCCGGUGCAUACGGAUGCACUUGACCCGGCAGCACAACGUGGUGGCUAAUCAAGGGGCCGAGGUGCGUACGCCGUGGAAGGAAAGCCCGGUACUGGAGGAAGUGUCCAGUUAUUUGGAACGGCUUAAGUCCAAAGCGGACGCCAACGAACCAGAAGAGUUUGCGAGUGGUGCGUCCGAGAUCAAAGAGGACGAACCACUGGUGGCUAUAGACACGGAGACGCAAACGGCUCAAAAGCGUUUUAACUGUGCUCACUGUCCGUACGCAACGGACCGCCGGGACCUGUACACCAGGCACGAGAACAUUCACAAAGAGGAAAAACCUUUCCAGUGCGACAUCUGCCAGAAACAGUUCAACCGGGCGGACCACGUGAAAAAACACUACACGCGCAUGCACCGCGAGUACGAAUACAGCUUGAGUCGGGUGAAACGGGAUUCGUUUAACAAAAUGAUAGUGCCGUCCGCUCAGAGGGUCACUCUGUACUCGGGCGAUCCUCCAUCCGAACCAGAUGCUCAAACGCAGCAACAACAACAACAACCGCAGCAGCAACAACAACAACCGCAGCAGCAGCAACAACAACCGCAGCAACAACAACCGCAACAACAACAGCAGCAGAUCAUUUUGUCGCAGGCCAUCGAUGCAACACAUCCAUCCAUUAUCACCGCCCCGCUCACACUGGACGACCAUCAACAGACGGUGGUCAACAUCGCUUUGGUCAACUUUAAUGAGCAAACCGGCACUCAUACCAUUCAGAUACCGAUACCUACCAACCAGAUAAAACCGGUGAUGUUCACACAGGAUCACACGUUGAUGACCGUGGAUUCCAUAAUCAAUCCAACCGCGACCACGGCCACCGUAACGGCGGCGGCAAGGCCCAAAGGCAAGGGCAGCAAAAAGAACUUCGAGAAGCGGUACAACUGCACGUUCUGCUCGUGGACCGGCGUGGACAACUGGUGCCUGAAACGGCACCUAAACACUCAUGUGAAACCGUAUGAAUGCAUGUUCUGCGAGUACAAAGCGGCCAGAGCUGAGCGACUGGCCACACACGUGUACAAAGUGCACAGCAAACGUAUGUGUUGCAGAUGCUCGUACGUGGCGCAUGACCAAGACGACUUGUACAGUCACCAAACCGAACACAACCACAAAAGUGUAAGAUCAAGACGGACUCAGACAUCACCUACGCCGUCUUCUCCUGAACACAGCGAAGAAACCGCCGACAAUAGCGAUGUGAUUGUAGUCUGGCCAGUAGAGUCUCAAAAUUCAAUUUCUAUAUAAAACAAAAAUAGAAACAAUUAUUUUUACUUGUGUGCCAAUGUCGAUGAUUACAGGGACGAACAUAAUGUACCUUGAAAAGUCACGAGUGCAGUGUAAAGUACAAGUUAUACUUACUAAAUAACAUACCUAUGAUAAUUUAUAAAAUUAAGACACGGCGCAUUAAAAAAAAAAAAAAGCUCGAGUUUUAUAACAUAGUCAUAGGGUUUAGGGGAGGUGGCACUAGGCUCAGAGACCAGAGUGUCACAAAUCAGGUGCUACUAUAGUACAAUUUUAAGUUGUUUGAUAUUAAUAGGUAAUAUGUUGGUAAUAAAUGUCAAUGGUCCUCGCCACAUCUAUAAAUGCGGUCCUGCUUAUAACCAAAUGUUAAGUUUUCAUUGUUCGUACAAAAAAACUGAAUAGGUAAUUAUUACAAAGAAUUAUUUGAGUGCCAACUAGUAGGACUAAGCGGUAAAAUAUAUUAUGGGUAAAUAUGUUUACUUAAUUUCGUUGGUUUGAGAUUACUAAGCGUAUAUGACAUGUUAGUAAGUAGAAAAAUAAAAACGUUAUUUUUUUAUUUUUUUACAGGGAUUGGUUAUUUUUUAAAUUAUUAAUUUAAGUAGGUAGUUCAUUUACCUACGCAACGAGUAAUGACCAUGGUUAAACAUUCCAAAUGACCUAAUCUAUACAUAAAUAUAAAAUAUCUGAGGAAAAUUAAAAAAUAUGCAUUAGCUAGCGCCGGCUGUUUUUUUUUUUUUUUUGUUAUU